Molecule: messenger RNA, 718 nt
Organism: Amoebophrya sp. A25
Lineage: Eukaryota; Dinophyceae; Syndiniales; Amoebophryaceae
Source: the annotation of a GenBank genome assembly
UGGGAGGGUGCAUGGGUAAAGGCUAGAGCAGUCAGUGCGGCAUCUGUUGGGCAAAAUGAGGGGAAAGUGGGUGGCACGCUAACCGGGACAUUAUCGUUAAAUCAAUGCCUUACACUCUUUGGCUUUAAAGUUAUUUGAUGUCUUGUUUCCUUGGGUGAUAGUUGUCGUCCAAAUGUGGCGUCUUCUAGUAUCUAUUCGUCUCAGGACGUGGUGGCGCAGUCACUGCAGUCGCGAGCCCGGUCACCGCUCAAUCCUCGCGGAGGCCCCCUGAGUGAGUGAGUGAGUUAGUGAGUGAAUGAAUACCGAAGCGGACGAUCGGCAUCCAUCUUCAUCUUAUCAAGCAAUCAGUCUUACUAUGGUUCCUAAGUGCUUACUAUGAUCCUUAACUUUUUGGGCAGUUUGGGUGAUCCUUAUCCUAUGUGUGCAAUUAUUUCUAUGUGGGCAGGGAGGGAGGAGCAAGAGCCUUAUUCUAUGUUGUGGGCGGGGAGGGAAGAAGAGCAGUAUUCUAUGUCGUUGGCGGGUAGGGUAUAUUCUAUGCCUUGGGCAGGGAGGGGGCAAGAGCCUUAGUCUAUGUCGUGGGCAGUUAGUGUGGAGCAAGAGCCCUAUUUCUAUUAUAAAUAUGUUGUCGUGGGCGGGGCGGAGGGAGCAGCGACCUUAUUCUAUGUUGUCGUGGGCAGGGAGGAUACAAGAGCAUUGCGCGCUGUCAUGGGCGGGGAGG